AAUCAAAACGACUGGAAGUAGAGAAUUAAACGAAAAACUUCAAAACUACAAUCUACGUUUUAGGGGAAAACCGAAACGCUUCUUUAUAGGAUUAAAAUAACUUAACUCUAAGUGAAAUCAGAAAACCGAAAAAAAAAAUCAUCCUCAUCAUCAUCCUCUCUGGUUUUGCUGUGCGGAAGGGGAGAAAAUAUUAUGGACAAGAAGCCAACUCUUGGAGAGCAAAGAGUUGGUACGAAUUUUCAACAAAACCGCCCACAGCAGCAACUGGAAUUUUUAUCAUCCUCAUCACCAAGUCUAGCUUGUAAACCGGAAAGCAUAUCAAACUCACCCUCUCCCAGAUCCACCAGACGACGCCAUCGCCUGCAGAGAUCCACAGAUAAUUUCGAUUCCGAUGAUGCUGAGAAUUUUCUAAAUUCCAGACCCGGUCCCCAGCAAGUCUCAGGCGUAAUGGGUGGAGGUUUUGUGACACCUCCCACGGCUGCCUAUACCAGAGACUAUAUCGACAACGCUGUUACCACUGUAGCGGUAUUAACGAACAACGAAUCCACAAAGCCAGGAAGCGCACAUCCUUCCUCUGAACAGCCUCCUGCCACCACCAAACAAAUGCACGAAAAACUCUUGGAAAACGACGGGUGUGACAAAACGCCCCCGUCCUCAAAGGGCGACAAGGGGAAGGCGCAUAAACCCCACAAAGAAUCGAAAUUUGCUGAAAAACUUCGACGUAGCUUUCGCAGGGCUGAACACAAGUCGUUGGAAAUCAAGCGACAGGAUAAGCUCGAUGCCGAGCGUUGUGGUGGCCUAAGGCCUUUGCAUCAACAGCUCCAGAAUUCGGCAUCGAUUUUCUCGCUGACAAAUCUACCAGGUCUGGGUGGCCACAUAAAUCCAGCUCUGCUCUUGGAUAGUCCCGACGAAAGUACCCCUCCCGAAUUUGCCUAUCGCCAUUUGAGUAGUGUGGCAACGACGAAUUCCAGUACCUCGCUCGAGAGUAAUUUCUGUGAGAGUCCAACCACCAGCAUCAGCUACUGGGCCUGGCACAUGAACAACAACAACAUGGGCGGAGAGGUGAGCACAGCAAAUUCCAAUCCGAACUCAAAUCAGGCGAAUCGAAAUCUAACGGCUCCCAGCCAAACAGAGGUUGGGGCCAGUGGUACCGGCAACCGUGCCAAUCGUCGUCUGGAGCAACAAAGCAGCAGUAAAAGUGAGCAGGGUGGUGGGGGAGGUGGAGGUGCAGAUCAUCCCAGUGUCACGGCGGACAGUCGCAGCUGUAGCACGGCCAGUGAAAGCAGCACCGCUGCUAAGCUGACAAGGCUACAGAAUUUCCUCUUCAAGUCCAGCAAUGAAAGUUCGCGUAGCAUCCAGGGCCAUUCCAAUGAGGGCUUUACCAUAUCCUCAUUUAACUCCUCUUCGGGGGAAUGGGAAAAUCUCUGUAACUUCCCGUCCACAAGUCAGAGUGUUGCCCACAACGAAGACACCGGCCAGUUUCCGCUGGCCAUGGAACCGGAGGAGGCAUCGAGGAAUAAAAAAGAAAAUCUAAGUGACUCCAAUGGUUCGCUGAGGAAUUACUACCAAUAUACCCUGGCCUCGCCCAGUAACCCAUUUCUACCCGAAAUUACAGCCCGCACCUAUCACAGUACCUAUGAAGAGGAGGAGGAGGAUAGGGAGCUGGAAGAGGAACUCGAUUCGAAUGUGACCUCGGUAAAGUAUCGCAUUGGCUGUCACUCGGCCCAGCUGCCCACACCGAACUAUAGCAGAACAGGUUCGCAGGAAUCCACCCACAGUGAUUAUGCAGGCGGGGCAUAUGGUGGCCUAUCCGGUUCGAAUCGUUAUGAUAGCUCCAAUUCCUCUUUGGCUACCACCUCCACACCGGGAAAACACAAACGUAAACUGUUUAGCCUCUCCACACCCACCAAACUGGAUUUCCCCCACAACACCACCCAGCCAGCCAUUACCAGCAGCAGUCAGACAUCUUCCCAACAUUCGAAUGCCUCAAAAACUACUUCUUCUUCAUCUUCCUGCAACCUAGUGCGUAGCCUUAAUCCUUUCUUGCCUUCCACGACGGUGACAUCAUCGUCGCCACCGCAACGAACCUCCUCGUCGAGUAGUCUAAACAAACAACAACGUAUGGGACCAUUUAAACAGCAGGCUGUUACCUCGCCCAUUGCCAUACCGACAGCCACAGGCCAACAUCAAUCGUAUUUCUAUCAUCACAGCAAUUCGCCGCAGCAGCAGAUGUCGGGAUCGGGGCCAUUGCGAGACCUGAACGCCAGGAGAGAGGAAUUCCUCAAGGCCACAAUGCAAAUAUGUUUGGUUGUAUCGCCGCCAUCCUCAAGGUUGCAGUUAAAAUCCAAAAGUCUUACUCACCUCGAUGGCCUGCAAUCGGAAUUGGUUUCCAAUACUAGUGACGCUGUUGUCCAGUCGUCCAGUAGUGCCAUUGCCGCCAUUUCAUCAUCGUCACCCUCCAGCAGUUCCCAGCAUACGCUCAAGCCACUAGCAUUGCCUUUGCCGGCUGGCGGCAGCUCCUAUGCCGACAAUAAUGCCGCUGCCACGACCACGAGCACCACCACUGCAACCCUGUCCUAUGGGUCAUUGGGGGCCGCUGACCAAAUGGGUUCCGGCUCCAUGUCAUCCACAUCAAGCCUCUAUCCGUAUUCACAUGGCAGCAGCGGCGGCGCCGGCGGUGGUGGGGGUUGUCUCACGCCCACCAGCAGCACCAGCCUCAGCAACACCGCGGCCAGUCACAAGAAGAAGUCCUCGUUUUUGCAACGUAAAAAGCCAAUACUCACACGCAGUGAGGUUUCUAGUUCAGAAUACUUUUUGGUUAGUUUUUGCAAUGAAUCCGGCUGUCAAGAUGAGUUUUUCCCUGCCGCCAAAGGAGUUACUCUGGCCAACGCUUUAAGUCAAGCUUUAAGAAAACGUAAUUUAAGUUUUAGCCAAUUAACAAUAACCGACAGUUAUGACAAUAAUCAGACCUCAGCAUUUUUGGGAGCAGGAUCUUCACCGCUACAAAUUUCACUGGAUGAAAAUACGGAAGUGGAAAAUUUGGCAGGCCAUCAUUUGUUUGUCAGUGACAAGGACAGUUCAAAGAAAACCCUACAGAAAGCAGCAUCAUUUGGUUCCCGAGCCCGUCCACCCCGCCUUUUGUCAUCUGCCUCCACAGAUGAGUCUUCGGAAGUCAAUAUAACCGGCAAACAGCCCAAACAGCGUUGGUCCGGCCUGUUCGGUGUCAAAAAUCCCCAACAAAGUCAAUUAUGUGAAUUGCUAAAUAGCUAUUCGAAAAAUGGGGUACCCCAGAGAACGCCUGCCACCUUGAAUUUCGAUCAUCCUGAUCUGGAUAAUGCCAUAGAGUAUUUGGAUAAAAUGCACAAAUCCUGGACAGAUUUUGUGGAAUGCAGUAGCAUGAAUGAUGUUGAGAUGAGAAUACAGACUGCCAUCUGGGAAUUGGUGACCACGGAGGUGGACUACAUACACUGUCUGCAAACGGUGACAGAUCUCUUCUUGGCCUGCCUGGAAUCGGUGCAGGAGGAGGGCCUGCUCAAGGAGGUCGAUCAACAUCGUCUGUUUGCCAAUAUUCGCGAUAUCUGUGAGGCUAAUCUAAAAUUUUGGACUCUCUAUUUGUAUCCCAUGGUGGCGCAUAGCAUUCAAACCCGUGAACCGCUACGCAUAGGUUUCUUCCAGCCGGGUUUUAUUGCCUUUGCAAAUCUGUUCGCCCCCUAUAAGAAGUACUGUGCGGAACAGAGUACCUGUCAAUUCUAUUGCAAAGAAUUGAAUCGUACAAAUUCGCUGUUUACCUCGUAUCUGGCAUGGUGUGAGGCCCAGAAAAUGUGUAAUCGCUUGAGGCUGGCCGAUAUCUUGGUGCGCCCCAUGCAACGUUUGACAAAGUACAGCUUGCUGCUGACGGCUAUAAAGAAACAUAUGACAGACAUCGAAGAAAUUGAGGCUUUAGAAACGAUGAUCCAAACCACCGAACAUUUUGUAUGUAGUGUUAACAACCAUUUAACGACCAGACAAGAAAAUGAACGCUUAAAAGGAGUCAUGGCUCGCAUUGAGUCAUACGAUGUGGUGGACACCAACAACGAACAUUUGGAGAAAAUGAUCAAACAACAUAGCCAAAUGUUCGAUCUGUGUGCACCCAUGAAAGGCUGUGCCUCUCAGCAUGUACGCCAUCUCUUCAUGGAGGGCGAUCACAAAUACAAAGACAAUCUCGGCAAGGCCGAUGUGCAUUGUUUUCUACUCACCGAUAUGCUGUUGGUUUGCAAAUCGAUAGCGAAAAAAGGUCUGGGCACCUUGAAGGUGAUACGACAACCCUAUCUAACCGAUAGACUCAUUGUCCAACAUUCCAAUAAUAUUUUAAGUUGUGUUUAUGUAAACGAAUUCCAAGUGGCCGUGAACGCGUUUACACUGCAAUGCUCCGAGGCCCAGAAAUGGUAUGAGGCCCUGAAAAGGGCACGCACGAUAUAUACGCGCAUGAAGCAGAGUAGCAUUUCGACGGCCACCAAUUGGGAGGCAAUGCGUUUUGGCGGCAGUAUGAUCAGUGCUGGCACUGUUGAUAGUUUGGGUGUCAAGAAAUCGCCGCUGAACUCAUCCAUUUGUAGUCAUGUGACAAGUGCCAAUAACAGCCAUAGUGGUUCGGUGGAGUGGAAUGAUUCGCGUAACAUAUCCGUGGAGUUUGACAAGACAAAUUCUCUGUCCAGUGAUGAGGGUUGUGCAUAUUUGGGGGCCCAUGGUUUUCCUUUGAAGGGCAAACCGGUAACCACCAUUAGUCCACAGAAACUAAAAGUGAACACCAGUUCUUCCAACACCUUGACAGUCCAGCCGCUAAAUCAUUUGGGACAAAGUUUGCCCGAUUUAAAUUUACAUCACAGCCAUACUAAUCUUUACCAUACUUAUAGUAAUAAUACCCUAUUGGUACCGGGUGCAGCCAAUACAAGCAGCACACAAUCGGGUAAUUUACUAUUGUCACCUAGUCAUCGGGGUAUUUCGUAUCCACCACCAAGUCCAACGAGGGUACCACUGAGACGUGGCAUGGCCUUUUCCAAUUCCAUUAAAUAUCCACCCUUAGAGAAGACACGUAAAUUAACCUCACAGAAUAGCAUAAAUUGGCAUCAGAUUCCAGCAACGCCCACACCCACCAGUCCCCAAUCGCAGCACACAUCGCCCAGUCGCCAGGCCCUGGCACCGAAUACACCCGAUAAUGUUAGUGUAACCAGCAAUAGUAGUAGUAAUUUGGCAGUGAAUACUCUAACGGAAAGUGAGGCCGCCAGUGGUGGCUCUCAGCAGCAGCUGCAGCAGCAACAAUCAAAUCCCAUUAUUUUAUCAACCCAGUUAUCGAAUUCAACGGAAACGGAUGUUUGAUUCUUUUUCAAACGAAAGAAAAGUAAAUUUUUCAUGAAAUGAUAAAGAAAAUUUCAAACUCCCCUACCUUCGACCGCCAUACCCCCUCUUAAAGAUAGCAAUACUUUUUAUAACCAAAUUUUACUACAUCAAUCCGCAUGUAGUAAUUACGGCAAUAUACAAACAAGAAAAAAAGACAAAAAAUCAAAAACACAAAAUACUUUCAAAAAAUAAAUCAAAUCCAAAAAAAUUUAAAAUUGAAAGAAGGAAAAAACCAAAAUUAAAUUUAAUUAAAAUAAAAUAAAAAAAAAACAAAAUUUUAAUAUUAAACAACAAAAUAGUAACAAAUCAAAGAACACACACGUACACCCACAAAAUCAAGUAGCUUAGUUAAAUUUUUAAAAACGACAACAAAAAUAUAUUCAUAAAAAAACCAAAAUUACAGAAACAUAACCUUAAACUAUUCUGGGAUUUUUUUUAACCCAAUGAAAUUCCCCCCGGACCCCGAAAUUCCCUAUCCUGCAAUAUCUAAGCUUUUAUGGAAUCAAGGACUAGGUUUGUAAGAAUAAAAAGAGGAUAUGGAAUAUAAAAUAUUUAAUAAAACAAUGCCAUCUAUUGGCCCAAAAGGGUAUAAUUACACUUCCACAAUCAUGUAUAAUAUUGUUUUUUUUUUUUUUAAUUUCCCUUGUAAUUUUUGUAAAUUUCCUUAAAAAAAUGUUUUUCCAUUUAAUCCCAACUUUUGUACAUUUAUUUUCCCCCCUAAAUUUUUUUUUUUUUUUUUGUUUUUUGUUAACAUCCAUUUUAAUUCUCCGUUAAUUAUUUUAUAUAUAUUAUUUAAAAUCAGUCGUAUAAAAAACAAAAGAUCAUGUUGUAAAAAAAUGCUUAUUUUCAAACCAGUAUUUAUGUUAUAUAAAAUAUAGAGAGCUAAGUGAUUAAAAUGAUUUACCAAUAAAAAUAUCGAAAAAUUUCAAAAUA
Molecule: messenger RNA, 6306 nt
Organism: Musca domestica (house fly)
Lineage: Eukaryota; Metazoa; Arthropoda; Insecta; Diptera; Muscidae
Exons: 13
Coding region: 193-5352 (1719 amino acids)
Biological process (GO): endothelial cell migration; Rho protein signal transduction
Cellular component (GO): axon; endocytic vesicle; plasma membrane
Molecular function (GO): guanyl-nucleotide exchange factor activity
Source: RefSeq, a predicted model, not a curated record